Molecule: messenger RNA, 1567 nt
Organism: Durio zibethinus
Lineage: Eukaryota; Viridiplantae; Streptophyta; Magnoliopsida; Malvales; Malvaceae
Cellular component (GO): endoplasmic reticulum
Source: RefSeq, a predicted model, not a curated record
UUGACCUAAAAAAAACAAGUACAAUUAUGAACUAAUUUAUUUGGAUUUGAUCAUUAACAUUAAUAACUCGAGCUUUUUCAAUCCAAGAUCGUAAAGAAUCUGAGCUCGUAUUAACCCAAAUUAUAAUAUUAUAAUGAUAGAAAAAUACCAUGAAAUUUGUUCGGCACACCAUGAAAUUGAAAAGUGAAAUUGCUGAAUAAUGAGAUCAUGGAACACCAGAUUCGGAAAAUGAGAAACUUUUCCGACAGGAAAUUACUAAUAAAACCAUAAGAAAAAACAAUAGAAAAAGGUUAAAUUGAUCGGUUCGCUUGAAAACUCCAGCUCCUUUUUGUAACUAAGACACUGUUCUUUGUUAGCUCCACUAAAAAAUCCACCCAUCAUGUCUCCCUUCAAAACCACCUUUAUUUUUCUAAUCAUCAUCGUUUUGAUAGGCGUAGUCGCCGGAAAGACCCACGUCAUCAAUUUCCGAUGGCAAAACCUCUACCCAGAAGGCAUGGCCUGGGACCCAUCUGCCCAGCACUUCAUCGUGGGCUCUCUAAACCAGCGUACAAUCCACUCCGUUUCUGAUGCAGGCGUUGUCGAAACUCUAAUUUCCGACCCAACCCUUCCAGAAAACGUCACCGUUGUAGGCCUCGCAGUUGAUUCCACCAAAAAACGCCUCCUCGCUUGCCUCCACUCCAUUUCGCCUCUCCCUCCUUUCGACGCCCUCGUCGCCUACGAUCUCCGCACCCGCCGCCGCCUCUUCCUCUCCCUCCUCCCCUCCGACCCCGAUUCCUCCAUCUCCUCCACCAGUCGCAGGCGGGACGUCGCGAACGACGUUGCUGUCGACUUCAAAGGCAACGCCUAUGUCACUAAUUCGGUCGGGAACUUCAUCUGGAAAGUCAACGAAAAUGGAGAGGCAUCGAUCUUUUCUAGAUCUCCGUUAUUUAGCCGUUACCCUUCUGUUAUGGAUCAAAACCACCCGUUUAACGAUUGCGGGCUCAACGGAAUCGCUUACGUCAGCAAGGGUUAUUUAUUGGUGGUACAAUCCAAUACGGGCAAGAUGUUUAAGGUCGAUGCGGACGAUGGGAGAGCCAGGUUAGUUUUGCUGAACAAGGAUUUGGUCAUGCCAGAUGGAAUUGCGAUACGGAGAGACGGCGUCGUUCUGGUUGUUUCCACGCAAAAGCUGUGGUUUUUGAAGAGCGAUGAUAGUUGGGGGGAAGGUGUGGUGUAUGACGAAACUGCCCUUGAUGUGGAAGGCUUUGCUACCUCGGUUGUAGUGGGGGAGGAAGGUAGGGUGUAUGUGUUAUAUGGGCAUGUCCUGGAGGGUAUAAUGGGGAAAGGGGAAGGAAGGGAGAGGUUUGAGAUCGUGGAGGUGAGGUCUGAGAAAGAGAGUAGUGGGGAACAUGUUUGGGUUUUUGUUUUGGUUGGGUUUGGUUUGGCUUAUUUCUCAUUUUGGAGGUUUCAAAUGAGGCAGCUUGUUAAAAACAUGGACAAAAAAACCAAUUAACUGCUUGCCUCUCUCUUGUAAUUUUGUUAUUCGUAUAUGUACGAGAGUUUCAAGGCUUAUAUUUCAAUGAGAUUAAAA